ACCGCCGGUGGAGCUAGCUGCGGCGGCGAUGAGGAACAGGCUUGUAGCUGAUGGGAUUGGCUCGGUGUGUGCCACUGAAAUGAGAGUCGUAGGAGAGCUGGACGCAGUGGCGAAGUGCAUGGUUCAGAGUUGGGGCUUUGGGACCCAGAGAGUCUUGAAUGGCUAAUAGCGCGCAGGUCAGGGAUGCCUUUGUGGUCGGUGUAGUUUCGGAGGGGAGGGUGAGCGCGGUGGGUUACCAAAUAUUGGAGCAGGGGAUAAGGAGAUGUACUACUGAGAGCGCAAUCCACGCAACUGACUUGAAUCUUCGAUUGAAGCUCGAACAGCUCGUAUCCAUAAAUUUGCGGACUGCGAUCCCGGGGGUUGAGAAUGCUGGGCGCUUUGGCAGCACUCUCAACGCGGAGGCGGAUAGGAUAGUCGCAGACUUUGGGAUGGAUGUAGGGGCGUGGAACAUUAGUGUUGAUGGGGUGGAGGUCGACGUGUCGAUUGAGGUAUUACGAGGCCUACUGAACGCCGCAUUCCAGAUCCUCGUAGACGUCUUGCGUGCGCAGAUUCAGCAGGUUGGGCAGCUUAGCACUCCUGGGACCUCCGCUGCGGUGGAGCCACAGUUAGCGUUGUUUCUAGUAGGCAGCGUACGAGGACGCGGUUUGGAAUGAGGCAUGCCACGCAAUGGACGAUUGCGAGGGGAAUCUUGAUCGGGUAACGAGCCCUGGGCUUGGCUAUGGUUCACGAACAACAGAAACGGGCACUGUGGCAACAAUAAGUUGGAAGGCGUGAGAUGUUCAUACGUUUCAGAUUAUUCAUGUUCAUGGAUGAAAGUAGAGGGAGAAGGGAGGGUCAAAAUUCAGAGGAGGCGGGACAAGAGCACGUGCACGCCAAGCCCCACCGCAAAAACUCCCGGCCCGUUCCUGUACCUAAUUUCCUCAAAUCUUUCUCCUGCGCUUCUC
Messenger RNA from Mytilinidion resinicola, 944 nucleotides. RefSeq lists its product as uncharacterized. The coding region runs from base 159 to 653 and encodes 164 amino acids. The transcript is spliced from 8 exons. Lineage: Eukaryota; Fungi; Ascomycota; Dothideomycetes; Mytilinidiales; Mytilinidiaceae. The record is from RefSeq and is a predicted model, not a curated record.